AGGCUGCAAACAGAGUGCGCGCUGAGACGAAGACGAUGAUGAAGACGAAGACGAAGACGAAAAACAGUGCAGAGCAAUUCAUAUGAAUUCGCUCGCCCGCAAACAGAGUGCGCGCAAAGCCGAAGACGAAGAUGAAGACGAAACGCAAGCAAUUCGCUUCAAACGCAGCUCAUCAUCUGACGAGAAAUCAAUUGCGAUUAACAUCAUAAAAUCGCAACAAAUUCGUCUUGCACUAUGCGACCUAUUAGCUUACUCGCAACGCAAGCAAUUCGUCUUCGUCUUCGUCUUCGUCUUCAUCUUCGUCUUUGUCUCAGCGCGCACUCUGUUUGCAGCCUUAGUCGAAGAAGCAAGAAGCGUACGAUUCGUGGAAGUCGGCCGUUGCGACCGUUUUUGA
Molecule: messenger RNA, 394 nt
Organism: Drosophila albomicans
Lineage: Eukaryota; Metazoa; Arthropoda; Insecta; Diptera; Drosophilidae
Exons: 2
Coding region: 83-394 (103 amino acids)
Source: RefSeq, a predicted model, not a curated record